AUGGGACAAGACCAAAGUACUUCUGAUAAUGUUGAAGGUGAUUUUCUUAUCGAUGGUGGAGCUCCAGAAAAUUAUGUUCGUAUGACCUCUGAUCGUGAUGGCGUUGUUCCUUUCUAUCAUGAAGCCGAACAAAAAACACACAUUGGAGACUAUGGCUAUGCAGCCAAAUGGUCUGUUAUUAGUGGCCAAGGUGUUUCGCCUUUGUCCAGAGGCGGCCAUUUCACUGUUUACGUAAAAGAAUUAAACCGCGUUUACAUUGGAUACGGAUCAAACCAAAAAGGAGAGUUAUUUGGUGACUGCUGGUAUCUCGACAUCAAUACUCUUACAUGGCAUUUCUUCCAACUUAGUGAUGACAUUGUUUCCCCACGUACAGGAGCUCGUGCAACACUUGCCGGCUCUAAAAUUGUUGUAUAUGGUGGUUAUAAGGAUCGCCAAUAUCUCGAAGACUUGCAUACAAUAGAUAUUUACACAGGAAAAGUUGCUCGUGUAAAUACUUCCGGAGAUACUCCUGGACCAAGAUCUGCAGUUCUUAUUGCAUACUACAACAAGAAUCUUUUCGUUUGGGGUGGAUAUAAUGGUGUUUGGCCAACAACAUUACACAUAUUAAAUACCGAAACAAUGAUUUGGCAAUCAAUCGAUCCCAAUAUAUCCGGACGUACUGCUAUUCCUUACGGAAAGAUUGGAGAAACCUAUUACGGCUACGGUUGCAGUAAAUCCGGAGGUUUCGUUGUUUUUGAUGCAAUUCAAAAGAGCCUCAAGGUUAUCAAGCCACAAGGUAUGGCCCCACGUAGUGACGUGAUGAAUGCUGGCAUGUGUUCCGUUGAUAACUAUUUAUUCUAUUUUGGUGGCAAAUACGAUGAGAAUUACUCGAAUGUUUAUGUUUACGAUGUUGAAAGGAAUACAUUCUUCAUCCUCCCAAUUGCCCCUGAUGAUGAAACUGUUUCUCUCGCUGAUGGUGAAGUAAAUUCUGAAGGUUACCUUAUGCUUCCACGUCGCCAUAGCUUUACAUUGUUCUAUAAUGACAAGCGCCGCCAAAUGAUGGCUUGCCUUGGCCUUCCAGAACAAGAUGUUGUUAAUAUCAACGUUUUGUCAAUUUCAGAUGCGCUUUCAGUGAUUCACCUGCAGAGUGAUUUAGUUCGUAUGUUUGAUGUUAAGAAAUAUUGA
Molecule: messenger RNA, 1164 nt
Organism: Trichomonas vaginalis G3
Lineage: Eukaryota; Parabasalia; Trichomonadida; Trichomonadidae
Product: nitrile biosynthetic process
Exons: 1
Coding region: 1-1164 (387 amino acids)
Molecular function (GO): protein binding
Source: RefSeq, a predicted model, not a curated record